Molecule: messenger RNA, 1646 nt
Organism: Monopterus albus (swamp eel)
Lineage: Eukaryota; Metazoa; Chordata; Actinopteri; Synbranchiformes; Synbranchidae
Gene: c1galt1lb
Product: core 1 synthase, glycoprotein-N-acetylgalactosamine 3-beta-galactosyltransferase 1, like b
Exons: 3
Coding region: 53-991 (312 amino acids)
Cellular component (GO): membrane
Molecular function (GO): N-acetylgalactosaminide beta-1,3-galactosyltransferase activity
Source: RefSeq, a predicted model, not a curated record
UCUGUUCUAUGCUGUUAAUGUUCAUAUCUCAUUACCAGGGGAGGAUAGUCGCAUGGCUGAUGAACUGUACAAAAAGGUGCGUAUUCUUUGCUGGGUUAUGACUGGACCCAGCAACCUGGAGAAAAAGGCUCAGCAUGUGAAAUCCACGUGGAGUCGGCACUGCAAUAUUGUAAUCUUCAUGAGCUCUGAGGAGGACCCUGACUUCCCCACAGUGGGAUUAGGUACAAAGGAGGGUCGGGAUCAACUCUACUGGAAAACAAUUCGGGCCUUUCAUUAUGUCUAUGAACAUCACAUCCAUGAGGCUGACUGGUUCCUCAAGGCAGAUGACGACACCUACGUAAUCGUAGACAACCUGCGGUGGGUUCUUGCAAACCACACACCAGAUGAGCCGGUUUACUUUGGUCGAAGAUUCAAGCCAUACAUCAAGCAGGGCUACAUGAGUGGUGGGGCGGGUUAUGUCCUGAGCAAAGAGGCUCUGCGGCGAUUUGUAGAAGGUUUUAAGAACAAAGACUGCACUCACACUAACCCUGUAGAGGACCUGGCAAUAGGCAAGUGCCUGGAGUUAGUUGGUGUGUUGGCAGGAGACUCCAGAGACACUGUGUACAGAGAGACAUUUCACCCCUUUGUACCUGAGCAGCAGCUCACUGCCAUAUUCCCCACCUGGUAUUGGAGUUACUGCUACUACCCUAUCGCACAGGGUCCAAACUGCUGCUCGGAUGUGUCGGUGUCUUUCCACUAUAUGAGUGCUUCAAACAUGUAUUUACUGGAGUACUACACCUAUCACCUGCGUGCCUUUGGCUACAGAUACCGUUACCAGCCCCCUGCCCCCCUAGGCUACAAUGUUGAGCAGUCAGUUUCCUGGGAAACUGCAGAAGGACAAAAACAGCUGGCUUCUCUGGUGGUAGGGCAAGGACAGGCAGAUGACCUAUCCAGGAAUGACAAGAGACAGGAUGCUGAUGAGCAUCCAGCAGCAGGUUACAGACACCUGUAGAUGUUCUCAUUAUUGUAGAGGCCAACAGUCCUUUACAGUAUCCAACUCAGGGGGUGGAGGUACGACCCCUGAAAACAAUCAUCAUCCCAGGUAUGAGUCAAGACAGGGAGUGUGUUAGUUAGACAUUUAUUAAAGACUCAAAGUUACAUCGCUCUCCAAAAAGUAAAAACAGUUAGAACUAGCCAAUAGUAAAUUAAAUGAAGUAGAUUAAAUAUGCACCAAUGGCUGAAGCAGAUUAUUCUUCAAAGGUACUGUGGUGUUGUGGAUAAGGUUGAUGGUUUUAAAUCUUUAGGCAUUGUCAUAUCCUCUAAUCUGAGUUGGGGAAAUGAUUUUCAAGAGAUUCUUAAACAAUCUCAUCAGAAACUAUUUUUCCUGCAGCAACUGAGGAAAUUUGGAGCAUCUCAAUGAACAGUUUUAUCAGGCUGUGAUCAAAAUUGUUUUAACAUUUUCCCUUGUUGUCUGGUUUUGUAAUCUGACUUUGGAGGACAAGAAAAAGUUGGAUAAAGUAGUUAAAUGGACCUACUGUAUGCAAAUGCCAGGAAGGCAUACACUCCCCCCUCUAGGUCGCUCUGACCACAACCUUGUUCACCUGCUUCCUGUGUAUACUCAGAAGGUGAAAAAGGUGUCACCACAGGUCAGAGUAGUAAAGGUAUGG